Molecule: messenger RNA, 2473 nt
Organism: Rhinopithecus roxellana (golden snub-nosed monkey)
Lineage: Eukaryota; Metazoa; Chordata; Mammalia; Primates; Cercopithecidae
Gene: PHLDB3
Product: pleckstrin homology like domain family B member 3
Exons: 16
Coding region: 250-2154 (634 amino acids)
Source: RefSeq, a predicted model, not a curated record
AGCCGAAGCCUGAGCUGGUGAGGGGGCCGAGGCUGUGGGGAGGUGGCGGUUGGACUUCGGAAUCUCAAGGACUCCGACUCCUGGCUUGUUCAGAGAAGGGCAGCCUGGGAGACCCGACUCCUGGACCCCUGGGCCCCGCCUCCUGGGGAGGUCUCCGCGCCCCGGAGCAGACGCGAGCGGCGCUCAGCCCUCCUAGGCCCCGCCCCCGGAGCGCCUGGUCCCGCCUACCCCGCAGGAGCCGGAGCGGCCAUGGGAACGCGUAGCCGCCCCGCCGAGGGGACCCCGCCGCCGCCGGUCCCGGAAUGCGACGUGGAGGUCCAGCCCCAGGGCUAUCCCGAGGAGUCCCGUGAACAGGAGGCCCCCAAGGUACUGGCGGAACCUUCGAGCCGCGGAGGAGCUGAGCAGCAGGCGGAGGAAGAAGUGGGAGAAGGCAGCAGCACUGAGAGCAGCCGCGAGGCGCCCGAGGCUAAGCCUCCGAGAGCAAUGGCGUCUACACCCCACUCAUCCACCUCUUCGGGGGAAGGGGUGCGAGGGGCGGCGCGGCGCCUGCGAGGACAGCAACUGGAGGCAUUGACUCGCGUGGCCCUAAUGGAGCAGCGAGUGAAGGAGCUACAGCGCCAGAGGAAGGAGCUGAGGAUCGAGAUGGAGGUGGAAGUGGCCUUGCUGCGGGGUGAGCUGGCUGGGGAGCGAGUGGCUGCUCGCCGGGAGGAGGAGCAGCUGCGAGAGCUGCUGGGGCAGCAGGCGGCCUCGGAGAAGCGCGGCCGCCAGCAGCGGGAACAGGAACAGAGGCGGCUGAGCCAGGAACGGAAUCGCCUAGAGGGUCUUCGCCAAAGACUCCGGGAGGCCCAGAGACAGCUCAACUCACAGCCAGAGGACCAGCGCGAGCGGCUUCUGCAGGGUGUGCAGGAGAUGAGGGAACAACUGGAUGUGGCCCAACGCGCCUAUGAGGACCUGGAGUUCCAGCAACUGGAGCGGGAGAGCCGGCAGGAGGAGGAGGAUCAGGACAGCCCUGGGCCCCAGGUGCCAGACCCCAAGGUCCAGGAACUUCAGGCCAGCAUGGCGCAGCACAGACGCCGGAUCCGGGUCCUGGAAGAGCAGCUCAAGUCACUGGGGGAGCAGAUGGCAGCCGAGAGUCGGGGGCUGAGCCGGAAAAAGGAGGAGGCCCUUCAGGCCCUGUCACAGGAACGGAGCCGGCUGCUCGAGCUCAAUUGCCUUCAGGGAACACCUGGCGGGGACUUCUCUGAGCCCAACCCAGCCCUCACUAAGCUGCUGUUCACCCAGAAGACAGACCACCAGCUGCUGGUGCUCCAGGACCCUGCGGCCCACUCUGCUGCCACCCCUACCUCUUCUUGCCUCUUCUCUGUCCACAGCUCCCUGCAGGGCUCCAUUGGCCUCCAGAGGACUGGGAGCCUGCCCCGGAAAAGGGGAGAGAGGGCGAGCCAGAGAGGAUCCCCCCGACCUCUGUCCUUCCAUUGUACUGAAUCCCUGGAGGCCUCAGCUCUCCCACCAGCAGUGGGGGACUCCGGCAGAUACCCCCUCUACCAGCUGCUGAACUGUGGCCGUGGGAAUAGCUGUGGGGCCGUCCACCCGGACAUUGCCCACAUGGAGCGGCUCCUGCAGCAGGCCAUGGCGGAGAGGGAGCGGCUGCUCAAGGCCCGGGAAGGAACAAGAAGGGGCACGGAAGGUUCCUCAGGCUCUGCUGUCCCUGCCAUCAUGGCCCCGCCCACCCCACCCCACCCUCCAGGCCCACGAAUCUUGGAUCUCCGGCAGCAUCUGGAGGGAUGGGGCCACAACCCAGAAAACUGCCCACAUGUGCAGGUGUCUGGGGGCUGCUGCCGCGGACCCCUGGUGAAGAUGGGUGGCCGCAUCAAGACCUGGAGGAAGCGAUGGUUCUGCUUUGACCGCCAAGCCCGCCGCUUGGCCUACUAUGCGGACAAGGAAGAGACCAAGCUCAAAGGUGUCAUCUACUUCCAGGCCAUUGAGGAAGUGUAUUACGACCACUUACGCUGUGCCUUCAAGAGCCCCAGCCCCCGCCUGACCUUCUGCGUGAAAACCUACGAACGCCUUUUCUACAUGGUGGCUCCGAGUGCCGAAGCCAUGCGCAUUUGGAUGGACGUCAUUGUGACAGCAGCUGACGAAAACCACGCCCCCUGAGUGGCACCGCCCACUUGGGGGGAAGUCCUUUCGAGGCUCCGCAGGCGCGAGGGCGUUCCUAGGCCCCGCCCACUGCCGGCAAGCUUGGGAGCACGCCUUUGGAACUCUCCCGGGAAUUCUGCAGGCCCCCACAGCUCGGCUGGCCUGAGCUGCUGCGUUCUGGGUUGCUGGUGCCUUGCCCCCGACGGGAUCGCCAGCCCCGACGGGAUCGCCAGCCCCUGAGGCCCUGCCCGGGGCAGGAGGAAGAUUGCAGGGGCAGGAAGAAACUAUUUAUUGGUGCUCCUGUGAUACCGAAUUAAAUACGGAGGAAAAACAGGAA